Chelonia mydas (Green sea turtle) is the source of this 1670-nucleotide messenger RNA. Its product is annotated as transmembrane protein 225B-like. Bases 168 to 725 code for a protein of 185 amino acids. The transcript is spliced from 5 exons. Lineage: Eukaryota; Metazoa; Chordata; Testudines; Cheloniidae. The record is from RefSeq and is a predicted model, not a curated record.
GGGCAGGGAGGAGACGCGGGGCUCCCUGCGGUGAAGCUGGCUGCUGCGGAGAUCAGCAGGUCGCAGGCGAGCCCGGAGCAGCGGCUGAGAACGGCCACGGCGGCCACGAAGCCAGCGAGAGCGGCGAAGGUUACCUCAGCCCCCCGGAGCCCGUCGCCUCGCACGCAAUGUUCCCCUACCGGGUGGUGAGCAUCUCUCUAACCUGCUUCAGCUUCCUUCUCAUCCUGGUCGUUGGGGUGUGUCCAUGCUGGCUGCUCUUCAGCUCGGACAUGGGGCCCGUGAAUUUCGGGAUAUGGACUGUGUGCAAGGGGAUUGCCUGCAAGAAUCUGCCCCCCAGGACAAGUGUGCUGGACUCCAGCCGGGGAUUCAUGCUGGUGGGGAUCAUCACUGCCAUCUUCGCCACGUUGUGCUGCCUGGAUUCCUUCCUCCGCCAGGCGAGCAAGUUCUUCCCGGAAACCAACGUCUGGGCCAUGACCUGUUUCACGGCAGGAGUUUGCGGGCUGAUCAGCUCGGUGAUGUUCCUCAUGUUUGUGCUCGACUCGCCCCAGCAGCCCCAGGUCCAGCAGAAGUACAACUGGGCCUUCUACAUGUCCUGGGCCGUGGGCCCUGCCUUUGCCCUCUCCGGGAUCUCCUGCCUCCUCACGCAAAAGCAUUCGCCUGCCCUGGGCACGAAGCCGGGCACCCAGGUGGCCCCGGAGGGGGAGACGGGCGCGGCCCCAGUGUAGCCAGGGGGCGCCGUCCCUCCUCGGCUCCCAGGGCCCCUCCUCCCCACUCACAGCAGCCCUCCUCCUGCGCGGGAUCCUGGAUGCCGAUUGGUCCGUGGCUAUUCCAAGCUCUGACAUCGCCUGACUCAUUACACCAUCGGGAGAUCCAUCCGCCACGGGACUCAGUGUUUGCAGUGCAACUUGGAACUGUUGAAUAUCCUUCCACUGCUGGGACUACUUUCCCAUCGAUGCUAGACAACAUGAUUGGAUAUCCCUUCGCAGUCAGGACUAAUUGUCCUCUCACGUGCCUUAGCGCUAUCAAAUAUCCCUCCACUACUGGGACUUUUCCCCUUACAGCGGCACUUAGCACUGCCAUCGAUCCCUCUAUCACUGGGACACUUUCCCCCCCCAUUGCACUUAGCUCUAUUGAGUAUCCCUCCACGACUGGGACGUUUUUCCACUCAGCGCUAUUCAAUCUCCCUCCACCCAGCGCUAUGCAAUCUCCCUCCACCACCCCCAGGACUGUUUCUCUUUUGGGGCCUUUGUGCUCUCAGAUAUCCCUGCACUGAGGGACUUCUUUUUCUCAGCACCACUCACCGCCGGAGAGUAUCCAUCCACUGAAGGCUCUCCACUUAGCUCCAGCAUGUAUCCUUCCACCCCCCGGACUCUUUCCUCUGUAUUGCACGGCUCUGCAAUUGCCCCGUUACAAUCGUCUCGUCCCCGGGGCUCGAGCCGGGUUCUCGUCACUCCGGCCACGGCGUCUGGGCUGAGCUCAGCUGUUAGGGGAAUCCCGCAGAGCCACGCCUCCCCGUGGCCAAAUGGCCCCAGACAAGCCCCUCGUCUGUUUCUCUUGGUGCCACCAUCACUGAUUGUAUAAAGUCCUGAGAGUUUAAUCGUUUGGUUUGGAUGUGUGAGUCAUUGUGAGAUCGGGAACCUGUUGUCCUGGGCCGUGCCCCGGCUGAGAUC